GCUCGUCUGCCAAGAGACAAACACGAGCGCAGCGGGGAGACCGUCACGCUGUCGGGACUAUAAAACUUCAGCUGCACGUCUGUGACUGAGACAAACCCGCGAUGGCUUCCCUCAAAGCGCUGCUCUCUGCCCUGACCCUGCUGGCUCUGACUGUGGACGCCUCGUCCGGCCCCGGGUACAGCAACUACAACUACGACCUGUCGGGUCAGCAGCUCACAGAUCUCUACAACUCUCCAGUGUACAAAGCUGAAUGGAUGGUCCGACCGUUUGGAUCCAGUUCGUCCACGUUUGGACCGCUCAGCCACACCGGCGUCAGAGUGACGCUCGCUGAUGGAGCUCAGUGGCUGAUCCACAAAGGUCAGGACUACGGCAUCUCCUCUGACACGGUGGUGACCAGCGCUCGGCACAUGAGCUCAGCCUGGAAGCCCGUGUUUCACCUGAGCAGACAGUUUAACGGGAGGAAGAAAGUUGCUGAUUUUGUGAAACGUGGAGGAGAAACCUACAACGCCCUCUUCAACUGCCACGUAGCUUCUAUUACAAUGAUGCUGCAGUAAACCUGAUUUCUUCAUGAUACAGAGUUUUCCCCCAACACCAGGCCUCUGGAGAACUUCAGGAAAUGCUGAGGAGUCAUUUCGCCCUUUAAAUCAGCUGUGAUGGAUCAUGGACACAUCUAACACCUGCAGGACGCGGCACUCGAGGCCUGCAGUUGCCUACCGCUGCCUUAGAGCAACAUACGUCACAAUCACUGCGUAACAACACAUCAGUGUCAUAAAUAAAACAUUAAUGCUAAACCA
Molecule: messenger RNA, 794 nt
Organism: Haplochromis burtoni (Burton's mouthbrooder)
Lineage: Eukaryota; Metazoa; Chordata; Actinopteri; Cichliformes; Cichlidae
Exons: 5
Coding region: 102-554 (150 amino acids)
Source: RefSeq, a predicted model, not a curated record